Messenger RNA from Actinia tenebrosa (Australian red waratah sea anemone), 3645 nucleotides. RefSeq names its product 1-phosphatidylinositol 4,5-bisphosphate phosphodiesterase zeta-1-like. NCBI's taxonomy places the organism in Eukaryota, Metazoa, Cnidaria, Anthozoa, Actiniaria, Actiniidae. Gene Ontology annotation, molecular function: phosphatidylinositol-4,5-bisphosphate phospholipase C activity. Gene Ontology annotation, biological process: lipid metabolic process; intracellular signal transduction. The record is from RefSeq and is a predicted model, not a curated record. Gene Ontology annotation, cellular component: plasma membrane.
CGUUUGUGACUUCAUCACGACACAAGCUAUAAAGCUACACGUCCGUUUUAGUUUUAUGUUUGAACUGAGGCGAAAGCUUCAACGUUGAAGAACCAACUGAUCAGAAUGGAGUCUAGCGUAUUUGUUCAACCAUGUUGGAAAACGAUGCUCGAAAAAUCACAGGAAAUGCAGAAGUUGGUCAUCAAUGCAGGGUCACUUGUAGAGACUGAUAGUGGUAAACAAAGCAAAGAUUUAGUAGAGGUAUUGCUGGUUUUGGCAGAAGAUAUGCAGAGCAUUACUUAUUCAUACCAUCCAAAGAACCAAAAAGGAAAAACAAUUGACAUAUCUUCAAUUUCCUGCGUGUUGAGCGGAAAAAAUCUUCCAGAUAUCUUGCCAGAUGAUAAGAAAUCACGGUCUUUCUCUCUUGUUGUUCAGAGAGAAACGUUUGUCUUCGUGGCGCCGACCGAGGCGGUUGCAAAAUAUUGGAUUUUAGGUCUACAACGCUUGGUAGAUAACCAAARAUUAUGCCAUUUGUACAAAGAAAGAGAAAGAGAGUGGUUCAGAGAAGUGUUUCAGAAGUUUUCAUCGUCUGCAGACCAUAUUCUCAAGUUCACUGAUGUCCUCGAAAAAGUUCUCAACUCAGAUCGGAUGAUGAUAACAGAAGAGUUUUACACUCAGAAACUGAAAGAAUUUUUGAAAAAGAAGAAGUUGAAAUAUAAACCCAACGGUUUCUUUUCUACUAGAGAGCAUUUUGAGGAAUUUUACAAAUACACUUUUGAGAGAGAAGAAGUAGUCAACGUAUUUAGGAGGACAGCUUCCAACGGAGUCCUCGUCACGCCAUUUGAUCUCAAGUACUUCCUGACAAAAGAGCAGUUCAAGGGACAUGUCACGCUCGAGCGUUGCGAGGAAAUUAUUCGUGCGUUCGAAACCACGAAGACCGGGAGAGAGAAACUAGAAAUGCAGGUUGAAGGGUUUACACGCUUUCUACUUUCCAGAGACGGAGAAUUAUUUAAUAAAGCUCAUGAUCAGAUUUACCAAGAUAUGAGUCAGCCCUUACCACACUACUACAUCGCUUCGUCACACAACACAUAUCUUUGUGGACAACAGCUAAGAGGGGAGUCUAGUGCAAAAGCGUACAAAAAAGUGAUUGAGAAGGGCUGUAGAUGUGUGGAAUUAGACUGUUGGGAUGGAACCGAUGGAGAACCAAUAGUAUACCAUGGCCACACGCUUACAAGUAAAGUGUUUUUCAAAGACAUUGUGAAAGCCAUUGGUGAGAGUGCUUUCAAAACGUCACCAUAUCCAGUUAUCAUGUCACUUGAAAAUCACUGUAGCAUCGAGGCCCAGAAAAAAAUGGCAAAAUACCUCGAAGAGAUAUUGGGCGAAAAAGUCUACAAGAUUCCAGUCGAUCUGAAUUUAAAAAGCUUUCCAUCACCGGAAUUUUUCAAAUACAAGAUUUUAAUUCGUGGGAAGGUGGAUAGCAUCGAAGACGACGACGAGGAAGACCUUGAUAAACAGGAAACGGGUGAUGAGACCAUGGUUGAAGAUGCAGCGAAAAUGAAAGAGAACUCAAAUCCAUCAAUCAAGGUGACCACAUUGCCGGAAAAUGACGCGAAUCCGUCGUCUACUGCCUGUGCGCCGCCAGCUGUAAUUCCAUCUCCAGUGGCAAGUCCAUCAACAAGGCGGAGGUCCAGUAGAGCCAAAAGGAAGGUCRCGAAGGAAUUGGAAGACUUCAUUAACUAUAUUUCAAAUAGCAAGUUUAUAAGUUAUGCAGAAUGUGCUAUGAAUGGGAAGUUUUACCAGUCGUCAUCGUUUGGUGAGAAGGAUAUGGAAUAUCACGUGCAAAACAAUGCCGAAGCCCUCAUUGGUUACAACAUUAGGCAGAUAAGUCGUAUUUACCCGGGUCGGUUGAGAAUCGACUCCAGUAAUUACGACCCGCAGAAGGCCUGGAAUGUUGGAUGUCAGAUUGUGGCGCUCAAUCACCAAACCAACGACGAGCCAAUGCAUUUGUAUUAUGGGAAAUUUCGUCAAAAUGGCAGAGCAGGGUACAUUCUCAAGCCCGUCUUCCUCAGAGACCCAUCAUUCAAGUUCAACCCACUCGACGUAAGACCAAACAAAAGCAGCAAAACGUUAAAACUGACAGUCUUGAGUGGGCAACAACUUCCCGCCCAGGUAGACAUGUGGUCCUUCACUAAAGAUGAACCGGAUCCUUAUGUUCAGGUACAAGUAYGUGGAGUUCCAGCUGACGAAACCGUCAUCACUACCUCCUUCAAAAUGGACAAUAGUUUCAACCCAAUAUGGAAUGAGCGCUUUGAAAUCAAGGUCCUGGUGCCUGAGCUAGCAAUGGUGAGGUUUUCUGUUUGGGACAAGGAUAUUGGAAUAGAUGAUUUCAUUGGACAAGCGACGCUGCCUUUUGAGAGCAUGCAACAAGGAUAUCGGCAUGUUCCACUCAUGGAUAUGAACAAUGAGGCCAUUCCGUGUGCAUCGAUUUUCGUUCAUGUUCUCAUUGAGGACCUCAUAGUCGGGGACUAAUUUUGUCCUCUUUCCUGGAAAAGGGCUGACUUAUAAUCCGACAACUUGCAGCUUUAUUUGAAUAAAGCUAAAGAAAAAAUUUCAACAUCGAUCCUAAUUGAUCGUAAUCCGAAGGUGUACAAAUGCGUUGCUAAUGGGGCUGUUUUGCAAUUUGAGGAACGUCGUGUCAUCAGUCAGUUGACAUUUUAAGAAACAAAAGAAAUUUGAUCACUUUUCACUAUUAGCAAGUAAAAAGGAUGCUAUACAAGUAUUAAAGGUAUUCUCUARAACAAACAGCCCCAUGUUAAGAUAAAGUACAUGGUGCAUUAGAAGUGAUAACUAGCUAAAAACUAGUGUGGGCUGCGUCGGCGUUCCUAAUGAAACAGUAAUGAUAAAAGGGUAAAUUUUACACCGUGAAAAGAUGAGAAAACUUACUGACGUUUCGGAGGACCCUUUUAUCAUUACAUGACGCAUUGUUGUCUUGCCUUGGUUCAAACAUCCUUUUCUCACCAUGCCUUAUAUGGUGUCUUUCUCACCAUGCCUUAUAUUGUGUCCUGAAAUAACGAAGCCAAACCACAAUGCGCAUAGCUAUUUUAUCAAACGUUUCGUAAAAGGACUAUAGAAAAAGAAGCAUGGCUAAAGUCUCAGUUUGUCAGUCAUAUUUAAUAAAAUUUGUUAAAGAAUUUACGUAUCUGAAACAUAGAAAUGUCAGAUCCAAAUUAAAUAAAGCAUGUACUAACGUCAAUACUUUAAAACUAAAGCAGAUACAACAAUUGCCCAAUCCGUAAUACCAGAAAAUGAAGUAUCGAUAAGAUAUUUCACACGGUUUUCACCAAAUCUUUCCUAGAAGUCAAUAGCAAGAUAAACGUUCUAGAGUUGCUUGGACAUAAUCUUCUUUUAUGUCACGAUAAAGUCAAUUUUUACUCAAAAGGAUAACGAUACUCAGCCUUACUGGUGUUUCAAGACUCUUGUAAAGUUGAAUAUUGUUUUCCUCUUAUUUUCAACAUACAUUUAUUAUUUUUAUACAGUCUUUAUACUAAUGCAGUCCAUAACAGUUUUCUACACCCUAGAUGUUUGUUUAAUGUUAUACCCAAGUUUGAAAUCAAUAUUCAGUUCUUAAGUUGGUUGCACAGAUAUUAAAAUAAUGGUCUAUCAGUC